Molecule: messenger RNA, 1149 nt
Organism: Colletotrichum truncatum
Lineage: Eukaryota; Fungi; Ascomycota; Sordariomycetes; Glomerellales; Glomerellaceae
Product: PHB depolymerase family esterase
Biological process (GO): carbohydrate metabolic process
Cellular component (GO): extracellular region
Molecular function (GO): cellulose binding; hydrolase activity
Source: RefSeq, a predicted model, not a curated record
AUGCGAGCUGGCUCCUCUUUCCAAUGCCCCCAUGCCUCUCAGCAGACAAGCCCACUUCUCAAGGCUGUCCAGGUUUUCACAGUUACAAUGCGCUUCUUCAGUCUCUUAACCACCGCCCUCAGCGGCACCCUUGCGGCAGCCGCCUCUCUCCAGCAAGUGACCAGCUUCGGCGCCAACCCCUCGGGGGCCAAGAUGUACAUCUACGUCCCGGACCGCGUGGCCGCGAACCCCGCCAUCAUUGUCGCGAUCCACUACUGUUCCGGCACAGCCAACGCGUAUUACUCCGGCACGCCCUACCGCGGGUACGCAGACACCUACGGGCUAAUUGUCAUCUACCCAGAGUCGCCCUACAGCGGGACAUGCUGGGACGUGAGCUCGCCGGCGUCGUUGACUCACAAUGGCGGCGGAAACAGCAAUGCCAUUGCGAACAUGGUGACGUAUACUCUGGACAAGUAUAAUGGCGACAAGAGCAAGGUGUUUGUCACGGGAACGUCUUCAGGGGCUAUGAUGACGAACGUCAUGGCAGCAACCUACCCCGAACUCUUCGCCGCCGGCAUCGCCUACUCCGGCGUCCCCGCAGGUUGCUUCUACACCGGCACCGUGAACGGGUGGAACUCGACUUGCAGCCAAGGCCAGUCCAUCUCCACACAGGCCGUCUGGCGGCAGACAGCGCUCAACAUGUACCCCGGAUACUCGGGCCCCCGGCCGCGGAUGCAGAUCUACCACGGCAGCGCCGACACGACGCUGUACCCGCAGAAUUGGAACGAGACGAUCAAGCAGUGGACUGGCGUGUUCGGGUACAGCUUGACGGCGCAACAGACGCUGCCCGGGACGCCGAGCGGGCAGUACACCAAGUACGUGUACGGGCCGAACCUGGAGGGUAUCUACGGGUCGGGCGUCGGUCACAGCGUGCCGGUCAUGGGGGCGGAGGAUUUGAAGUGGUUUGGCAUUACGGGCGGUUCGGGACAGCCCGGCACGACGACGGUGAGCUCGGCGCCGCCUCCGGCUACGUCUACGGCAGCCCCGCCUGGUGGCUGCACGGCGAAACGGUGGGAUCAGUGCGGCGGGAACGGGUUCAGCGGGUGCACUGUUUGCGCCAGCCCUUAUACUUGCCAGAAGGCCAACGACUGGUACUCUCAGUGCCUGUGA